AUGGCCAAUACACAAGAAAAUUUAAAUCAGCCUCAAUUUAUUAAGCCAGAACGUGCAAUUCUUAAUAUUGGAGAUGUCUCUACUUGGUUAAAAUCUGAGGCACAUUACAAAUAUAUGAAAUUUAUUAGACAAUUAAAUAAUUCUGUUAGAGGUAUUUCAACCGAUUCUUCUGAUAUUUUUGUUUCUGAAAAUGUGAAGAAAAUUAUUGAAAUGCUUGACUUAUUUCAGAAAUGGAUAGAAGAAUAUCCUCCAGAAGAUAUGGGAACUCAACGAUUUGGAAACAAAUCUUAUCGAAAAUGGUAUGAAAGAUUGACUAAUGAUGCAGAAAAUGCCCUUUUGAAACUGUUGCCGACAGUAUUGGGGGAAGCUAAAAUUGAAUUGCUUCCUUAUUUGAUGGAAUCGUUUGGGAAUUCUACUCGAAUUGAUUAUGGAUCCGGUCAUGAAGCCUCUUUCCUAAUUUUCCUAUUUUGUCUUUAUCAAAUUAAUUUUUUGGUUUCUCCAAACGAUAAUUGUGCUGUUGUUUUGAAAGUAUUUCAUCGUUAUUUAUCUUUGGUAAAAUUUCUUCAAUGUAUUUAUCGAAUGGAGCCGGCAGGAAGUCGGGGAGUACAUGCAAUUGAUGAUUUUCAAUUUUUGCCUUUUCUUUUUGGGAGUUCUCAACUUAUUGACAAUAAAUAUCGUUUAAUUCCUGAUUAUUAUUUACGCCCAGAAAUGGUUUCGCAAUAUAAAAAUGAUAAUUUAUUUUUUGAGGCUAUACAAUAUAUUAAUGAGGUAAUAAAAUAAUUAAAAUAAUUUCGGAAAUAUUUUUAGACAAAAACUGGCCCAUUUUAUGAACAUUCCAAUCAACUUUAUAAUAUUAGUGCUGUACAAACUUGGGAAAGAAUAAAUGAGGGAAUGUUUAAAAUGUAUGAAGG
Molecule: messenger RNA, 911 nt
Organism: Meloidogyne enterolobii
Lineage: Eukaryota; Metazoa; Nematoda; Chromadorea; Rhabditida; Meloidogynidae
Source: the annotation of a GenBank genome assembly